CAAAAUGUAUCUUGUACAGCAGUAAAUACUGUUCAGAACCCAAUUACAUCUGCAGAAUCAUCAGUGACAAAAAUGGAGAGUGGUAGAGAUCAUAUAAUCCCUCAUUGUGAGAAAAUAAAUGAAAGACUACAUAUAAAAAUGCAAGAUAAAUAUGGGAUUAGAAAAAUAAACAAUAAUGAUGCCACAUCAGGAUUAUCUGAUUCUCAAGGAGGAAUAGGGAUUGAACCCAAUUCACAAGCAAGCAGCUAUGAAAAAGAAGUGUCGCAAAAGCAGGUUUCCUUUUUUCCAUGCGCAUCAAGUAAUAAUGAUGUGAAUGAUUCUGAAAAGAGAGCUCUCCCUAUGGAGCCACUUAAAAGCCAACUGGUUAAGCAGAUGAACGUAGACAUGUUGCCAGAAGAUAGGAUUACUGACCAUAUUAAAAGUACUCAACCUGAAGAAGAGUGUCUGGAUAGUUCAGACACAAACAUGCAGCAAAAUAAAUCUAGGCAGGUUAUCUUGAAAGCAGGCAAAACAGACGACCCCAACUGGACUAGAUAUGGAAACAGGAAAGAUUCAAGUUCUCCUGAGGGCAUGGACAACCAAACCCAAAGGGCGACCAGCAUGAUUCAGCUUCCAGCUAUAACAGAUAUAUUAAUUCCUACAUCAGGAAAACUGAACAGUUCUUUGUGUACAGCUAGUGCAGGUCAACAGAGAGAUGCUGAUGCCAAAGAAAUAGAGAGCGUUCCAGAUAAAAGUGGAAAAGCUGAAGAACAAAAUGACAAUUGUGCAUGUAGCAGUAUUGAAAUUCCUGAAUCUGGAGCCUCAUGUUAUAAAUCCAUACUUACUAAAAAGGCCACUGAUCAGCAGAACCUGGAGACCAACGGCAAACCUGUAGAGAAAGGCAUUAGAAGCACAGAUGCAGUAGAAAACACUCCUUGCAGAAGAGAGGCAAUUCUGGAAGAGCAAGCUAACAGCAAAGACCAAAGUAUUUCUGGGAAAGACUUUCCAUAUGUUCAGCCUGUACAUCCUUAUUUAGAAAAGGAAGUAGAUCAGUCUGAACCGACUUGUGCCCAGAUCAUUUUAAAAGGCAGCCUGAUUUCCCCACAGUCUGAGGAGGAUGUUCUGUCCGAAAGCAAAAAUAUCUCAGGGGAAGACACUGUUUGCAGAAAGGACUCAACUGAACCAAACUCAACUGAGCCAAAUGUUCCUACUCUGCUGAUCCCAAACCAGAAGACAAUUUGUUCUGAACAUUUGGUGUCUAAUAUGCAGCGAUCAGAAUUCAACAGAAACAAUCUGAUUACAGACAGUAUUAUGGAAGCAUUGUCAAGCAGAAGUGUUGCUGAGAAAACAGUGGUCAAGGUUUCCAAGGCAGAAACAAAACCAAGAGAAAAGUCCUUCUUUUCCAGUGACAUCUAUAUGGCGAAUGAAGAAUCGGCCCAGUGUGAAAGAAGCAAGAGCAAACCUGACCAGGUGGAAAGCAGUCUUUUCUCUGCAGAGAUUCCUCCACCAGAGGUGUUGGGCGACCCCAGUAAGGAAGCGAAUGCUCUGUCAAAAGUCCAGGGGUCUUUUGUUGCAUGUGGGACAGAUUCCAGCAUCGGUGCACCAAGUGGUCUUGACAUGGUAGCUCAAGCAUAUUCUCUUUGCCCAGAUUCCUUUUCUCUGGAUCUGGAAUGUCUGCCUGACACUCAAUUAGAGUGCAUCUUGGAAAGCCACAGCCUUGAAUUUCUGUCACAGAAAACAUGUGUUCUGAAUGAUUUACAGUCAUGUUCCAAGGACAUAAGUAAUCAGUACACUACAAGAAAUCAAGGAAAAAAUAAAACACUACCCCCUGAUUCUACUAGAAUGCAUGCAAAUAACGCUAGGCUUGUAUCAGACUGUUAA
Messenger RNA from Candoia aspera, 1860 nucleotides. RefSeq lists its product as uncharacterized. The coding region runs from base 73 to 1860 and encodes 595 amino acids. The record is from RefSeq and is a predicted model, not a curated record. The transcript has 3 exons. Lineage: Eukaryota; Metazoa; Chordata; Lepidosauria; Squamata; Candoiidae.